CCUCCGAUUCACAUCGUCAAAAAAUUUUGGUCUGUGAACUUCGUGCGGAUGAAAUUCGAUUUGAACGCCACCGAAAAUAUGCAAAAUAAAGUGAAAUACCAGUGCCUCGCGGACGAGGAGCGCUUCAGCGGAGAGUCCUGCAGCCAUUAAAGCCCAGAGAGCACUGAAAGUUCUGGGAAUUUCGCGGGAAAGGUGCGUUUUUCGCUUGGUCUUUCGUUUUUGCCCCAUCCUCUUGUGUAAUUUCCAUUGAAUGCAACAACAAAGGUGCGCGUUAAACAACAACAAAUAGCAUUGUUUUGCGGGAGAGCGAGUGUGAGAGAGAGAGAGCGUUCCUGAUUGCGACAUUGUGUGAGUGAGCGGAGAAGAAAACGCCAAGAAGUUGGCUGAUAAAGCAAACGCACACGCACGCACGCACGCGCACACACACGCAAAGAAAAUAGAAAAAUCGUAAAAUAAUAAUAAUCAGCAAGCAGGAAAAGAAGAAGCAGCAGCAGCAGCAGUACAAACAGCAAAAGUGUAGUCGUGAUCGAAAAUCGAAAGUGUGAAGCAUUUUCUAUAAAUAGUGCAAAAUCAAAACCCAAUUCCCAUUGCAAACAAAAGCGCAAUAAAGCAAUUACGAUAGAGCAAUAGCGAUACAACAGCGCUACAUACAAAAUCUACACACAUCUGGAGCAGUCGAGCGAUCUCACAGAGCGCGUGCUCUGCAGCAAGUAGCAGGAUUAUCUGAAGGAGCAGAUCGUUCGUCUGGCCAAGAAGGAUCUGCCAAGAUGUCCUCGCUGGACGCACGCAACAACUCGGCGAUGAUGAAGCGCGCCGAGCAGCUGAAGCGCUGGGAGGAGUCGGACACAAACCGCGCCGCCCCCACCCCCCGGCACGAGCACGGCCGCAGGAUCAAGUUCAGCUCCGGCUGUGUCUUCCUCGCCGCCUGCCUUUCCGGCGACAAGGACGAGGUCGUCCAGCUGCUCGACCAGGGCGCCGACAUCAACACCGCCAACGUCGAUGGACUCACCGCCCUGCACCAGGCGUGCAUAGACGACAAUCUGGACAUGGUGGAGUUUCUAGUGGAGCGAGGUGCCGACAUAAACCGCCAGGAUAACGAGGGCUGGACGCCACUGCACGCCACUGCCUCCUGCGGAUUUGUGAGCAUAGCUCGGUAUUUGGUGGAAAAUGGCGCUGAUGUGGCCGCUGUGAACAGCGAUGGUGAUUUGGCCUUGGAUUUGGCCAUCGAUGUACAGCACAUGGCCAUGAUUGACUACAUGGAGAAGAUGGUGCAGGAGCUGAACAUCAACGUGGAUGAGGCUCGAAAGGCCGAGGAGCUGGCGAUGCUGAACGAUGCCAAAAAGUGGCUGAGAAGCGAUGCCGCCGAGGUGGAUAGACCGCACCCGAAAACGGGAGCCACAGCCCUCCACGUAGCCGCCGCAAAGGGUUACACGAAAGUGCUGGGUCUGCUCCUGGCCGGACGUGGCAAUGUGGAUCGUCAGGAUAACGAUGGCUGGACGCCACUGCACGCGGCAUCGCAUUGGGGUCAGCGGGAGACGGCCGAGAUGCUCGUGGAGUCACUGGCCGACAUGGAUAUACGAAACUAUGCCGGGCAGUCAUGCAUCGAUGUGGCCGAUCGCAAAAUAGUCAAAUUCCUGGAAGAACUGCGGGCCAACAAACGCAACAAGCGGCGACCAUCUAGUCAAAUAAGCAGAAUCUCAGAUGCAAUGGAAAAUCAUGUGGAGAAGACGCCCACUAAACUGGUGCGCGUUGAAGUGAGAACUGAUGCCACAAAGGAUGCUGAGAACGUGAAGCCCAACCAGCAGAUCCACGCCGUCGAGCAUCCAGUCGAGGAGGAGGCGCCAUGGCGACGCAAACUGCCCCGCACACCCAGCGAUAGUCCCACUAAUAAUCAAGUUCCUGAUAGAGAGCUCGGCACCAAUAGCUCGGAGACCGCCAACGACGUCAUUUUGCGGCGCACGCAAAGCUUUGAGAACGAUCAAAAGUUCUAUCAAAAGUACAAUGAGCUGCGGGCACGCAUAAAGGCCAAUUCCUGUCCCAUUUUGCCGGCGAAUGCGAAUGCUAAUGCCGCUGCUGCCAACAAAUCCAAUAACAAUAAUAACCUAAGUAGCAAUAACUAUCAUAAUAACAACAAUAACAACAACAAAAGCGAUCUGCUAUUGGGAUAUGCUGCUGGCACCACAACGACAACAAGCACCCCCACAACAACAACAACAACAACAUCCAGUACAUUCAACAACACCCACUCGAACACCAACAACACAAGCACAACACAACAACAACCAGCAGCAGCAGCAGCAGCAUCGGCAGCAAAUCAAUUAUAUAGCGUACAAAGAUCGGCCUCACUCAAAGAUAACUCAAUGUAUUACAGGAAACCGACCGUUACGAUUGCAACGAGCACAGCAGCCACAGCGAUCAAUUCUCCAUCGACAACUGUACAGACCCCACCAAUUCGCAGCCAAGUUACAGCGAAAAUAGCAGAAAAGAGCAAUAAUGGCAGCUCGUCCACGGCCAGUGUCAGCGAUGCGGAGAGCUCCAAGCCACCGCCCAAACAAUCCGCGAGCAAUAUGAUCAAGAACUUCUUCAAAUCCUUUGUGCCACCGGUGCGUGAUGAAGAGAGCGAAACGCAGCGGAAGGCACAUGCUAAGCGUGUGAGGGAGACUCGACGGUCUACCCAAGGUGUCACCCUGGACGAGAUCAAGAGUGCCGAGGAGCUGGUUAAGAAGAAGAACAUGGGCAUGGCCAACAACAACAAUAACAACAAUAUUAGCACCACCACCACGAACACGAUCAGCAACAGCGGCAACGAAACAAGCUCUGCAUCAUCGACAUCAGCUCCAACACCAUCGAUCCUCGGCAGCAAUGAGCAGCAGGACGAGCUGCAACCACCGCCACCGCCCACCACACCACCGCCAGCUGUAAUACCCACCACAACAACGGCCACCGAUGAGACAGAGAUCGAGGAGGUGGUGUCCAGUCCUCCAGCUGGCCAAAGUCAAAACGAUACCACUGCUAGUUUUACGCUAUCGGCUCCCGUGCGAAGAUCGCUGUCGACCGAGGGCGAAGCCGAUGCCAAUAGUGAUCCGGAGGGUGAUCAGGAUCAGACGGUGGUCAGUGCCAGCUAUACGAUAAUGCCCAGGCGGGAGAGGCUUCCCGAAAGCUCCGAGAAUGUAGAGAGCAUAAGAUCGCCACAAAAGACUGAGCCAGUUGCCAAAAGUUCCAGCGAGGAUAAGUCCGAGGAGCCACCACAUGCCAGGCCCACGGAUCUGCCACUAAUUCCGGCUCCAGCUGCUCCCAGCACAGAAGCUAUCAAAUCAUCCUCGGCGGCCACUACGCCCGCUGCCCUCGAGAGUCCAGUGCGCUUGCGGGAUAAGCGGGGUCUGUCCGGCAGCCAAGAAUCGGAAACCAAGUCCGAUACCGCCUCGCCCGUGUCCUCACAUCCGGACUUCAAUGCCCGGGACUCGCUACUCAGUCUAUACGCCCGUCGCACAACGGACAGCAGCGCGGGAGGCGGAGGAGUUGGUGGUGGUGCAGGUGUAGGUGCAGGUGGUGCAAGUGGAGCUGCAACCUCGUCUUCAACUUCGGCAGCGGAACGGCGUCCGUCUUGGCGCCUGAAAUUCGAUGCCGGCUCCAAGUUCAAGUUGGAGGACAUAACCAGCGGUGGCACAUAUCCGCCCAACAACAGCACCAUCAUACCCAGUGCUCCGGCGGUAAUGGCAGCCGCCAACUUAUCAACCACAACUGGUGUCCAGCGGCGCAUCAGCAGCGGUCCCAUCGCACUAAAUGCUUCCAAUCAGUCGCUCAACUCUGUGGGUCGUCCAGUUUCCGCGCCAAGCGAGGGCACCAACAACAGUGCCUAUGUCACGCCCUCAGCUCGCAAAUUCGAGACGAACGCCACGUCCACGGGAGCGACCACUGCAGCGACCACGACCAGCAACUCAACCUCCAAUUCAGUGUCUGCAACCAGUGCCAAUCAUACAACGGCUACGGCACCAAAUGCCACGUCAAACCAUGACGAUAAGGAUAAUGAUAAGGAGAACGACAAUCGCACACAGACGGUUAUUCAGAGGCGGCGAAAGCCGAAGCGCAGAUCAACGGGCGUGGUGCACAUCGAUAUGGAUGAACUGGAUCCCGAGCGACAGAACGAAUCGUCCAACAACGACAACGAGGAGAAGGAGAAGGAGAGUGGCAGUGAGCGGACAUCCCGUUCCCGGCUGGGCAGCACCGCGAGUACGGCCACCACCAGCGAGUCAAAGAGCUCCAGCAGCAAUGACAAGACGGAGAAUGGCGAUGGCAUUGACUACAAGGCGCUCUGGGAAGCGGAAAAAUUGGAGAACGAUAAGCUGAGGCAGAUGCUCAAGCAGAAGGACGAUGAAGCCGUCCAGACACGUGCAACACUCGAGAGAUUCGCCAAUGCCCAACUCGAUGCCUACAAAUCGGAUAAUCAUCGCCUGAAGGAGGAGAACGCCGCGUUGAUUAGAGUAAUUAGCAAAUUAAGUAAAUGAAAUUAUGUUUUACUUUCAGUGUAUGUAUGUCUGAGAACCUAUAUCAUCGAGAAGCAACAAUUUUACUUUAGUUACCAGCUGGAAGAAGGCUGAAAAAGAAUGAAAAUGAAUGUUAAAGCCAGCAAGCCGAUGCAAGCGAAAGCCGGAUAUUCGCGUGAAAAUUUCAAAAUUUGUUUAUUAUUUGUGUUAGGCCGUUAAGCAUUAGGUGAAACCAUGUUUCAAAUAUCGUUGAGAAUUGUUUUGUUCGUUUUAUAUAAAGAAAUCUUAUGUAUUUGGUCAAAUUUUAUAUACAAAAUAGAGCAAAUUAUAAAUAAUAAACUUACACAAAUCAAGCUUAACUAUAUUUACAUAAGCAUACGCAACGUGUAUAACGAUCAGAAGAUCAAAAGAAAUGAAAUGGAAAGCGAAAACCUUUACAUACAAACUGAGAACAUAAUCAUCAAAUGAGCCCUAGUUACAUUACAGAUUAGUUUAACUACAUGAUACAUAUAAAUACAUGAAUAUAUAUAUAUAUAUUUUUUCAUAUAUAAAUUAUAUAUACACAUUACAUAAUACAUAUAUAUUUAAAGCAACAGAAUCAUAAGUUCAACAUGUCAAUGUGUAAUAUCAUCGAGGAUCCAGACCGCCAGUUCAUGAGACUCCGGAGAUGUGUCGAAACCAGCCCACGCGUCAACUUACUAAGUGUAAUCAUUAUCAUCCAAUUGUAAUUGUUUUUAGUGCUGCACAGAUAAAGGCAUCGGUGAUACCAUCAAAAGCUAUAGUAGCUACAUAUAUAGUAUACCCUUCAACUGAGGAGACAAUUUCGCAAAAGCUCCAUGGCGCUAUCCUAUAGAUCGGGAUGGGUUCAUCACUGCGUAUGCCCAAUUAUUUCUAUUAUAUUGUUAUUUGAGUACGUUAAGAUAAGCAGACACUUUUAGUUCUCUCCUUCACUUCGAAACGUAUUAUAUACAUUUACAUCGUACUAUAUUUUACUUUCGCUUAUAACGAAACAAAUGAUCAUACGCAUAUGCAUAUUUCUGUUAUUUAUUAAAUUCGCCUAAGAGAUUUUGUGUUACUCGUAAAUGGAAACGAUAAUCAAGCAUAAACAACCAUAAGAACGUGAAUUGUGUAAUAUGUAAAAUUGUGUGAGAAAAUAUUUAUGAAAAUUUGAUUCAAAUACGAAACUUAAUAAAUGUGAUCGC
Messenger RNA from Drosophila melanogaster (fruit fly), 5686 nucleotides. RefSeq names its product myosin binding subunit (gene Mbs). Lineage: Eukaryota; Metazoa; Arthropoda; Insecta; Diptera; Drosophilidae. Gene Ontology annotation, molecular function: protein kinase binding. The transcript has 19 exons. Gene Ontology annotation, cellular component: cytoskeleton; cytoplasm. The record is from RefSeq and is marked reviewed. Bases 768 to 4505 code for a protein of 1245 amino acids.